AUGAGGCUACUCAAUACCAAAACACUUGAACUAACUUCUUUCAUUGGUCAAAUACCGGACUACGUUAUCUUGUCCCACAGAUGGGAGGAAGGAGAGAUAGUCUUCGGUGAUGUUUCCAAAGUCCCUCUCAGCAACCGAACCAACCCAGCUAGAACGAAGCGAGGUUUUGCCAAAGUUGUAGGCACUUGUACCCUCGCAAACAAAGACGGCUUCGAAUGGGUCUGGAUUGAUACCUGUUGUAUCGAUAAGUCCAGUUCAGCGGAAUUGCAAGAGUCAGUUAACUCAAUGUUUCGAUGGUAUCAACGAGCACAGAUUUGUUACGCAUAUCUCAGUGAUGUUGCAGACGAAUCUUCUGGCUGGGGUGAAGCGUUCAAUAGAAGCUUGUGGUUCACUCGCGGAUGGACACUACAAGAACUGCUGGCUCCUUACACUGUAGAGUUCUAUUCGGCAGACUGGAAACCCAUAGGAACCAAGUUUUGCCGAUCCAAACAAGUCGCCUCAAUCACAGGAAUCGAAGUUACGGUUCUAGAGUCUGACUGGGUGACUACAGAAGACAAAUUGUGUGCUGCACAAAAGUUGUCCUGGGCUGCACACCGACACGUAUCCAAGGUGGAAGACAAAUCAUAUUGCCUGUUUGGACUCUUCAAUGUAAAUUUGCCGCUCUUAUAUGGCGAAGGUGAAGUCAAGGCAUUCCGGAGACUGCAGCAGUCUAUUUUUGAGGAAAGCGCCGACCAUAGUCUUUUC
Messenger RNA from Bipolaris zeicola 26-R-13, 744 nucleotides. RefSeq lists its product as uncharacterized. NCBI's taxonomy places the organism in Eukaryota, Fungi, Ascomycota, Dothideomycetes, Pleosporales, Pleosporaceae. The record is from RefSeq and is a predicted model, not a curated record. The annotation marks the transcript as partial. The transcript has a single exon.